Molecule: messenger RNA, 1038 nt
Organism: Syzygium oleosum
Lineage: Eukaryota; Viridiplantae; Streptophyta; Magnoliopsida; Myrtales; Myrtaceae
Product: receptor-like protein 9DC3
Exons: 1
Coding region: 1-1038 (345 amino acids)
Molecular function (GO): protein binding
Source: RefSeq, a predicted model, not a curated record
AUGAUUCCUCGCAUUUACCCACAUGGUUGUUCAUUGAGGAUGAUCGACCUAAGAGAAAACCGACUAAGAGGGAUUGUUCCGAGAUCUUUAGGAAAUUGUGGAAUGCUGGAGUAUUUGAAUCUCGGUGAAAACCAAAUUAAUGAUACAUUACCAUUUUGGCUAUCGGAAUUGGCCUACCUAAAAGUUAUUGACUUGCAGUCCAAUAUGUUGCAGGGAUCCAUAGAAGAUAAUCUAAGCCAGCUUAACUUCACCAGUUUACACAUCCUAGACCUAUCCAACAACAACUUCAAUGGUGAACUUCCUUCCAAGUUGUUAAAGAGUUGCCACACCAUGAAGGUCAUCGUUGGUCAAGAUAAGUUGGCAUAUUUGAGUCUUUUUAAAAGGCUUGAUCUGUCUUCUGUUUCAUUCAAUGAAGGUAUGAAUUAUGUGAUGACAUUAAUGAGUAAGGGCACGGAAAGGGAAUAUGCGAAGAUUCCAGAUGUUCUCAUGGCGAUUGACUUCUCCAAUAACAAGUUCAAAGGGUUCAUUCCUGAACUCAUUGGAGAUCUAAAGUCACUUCGUAUGCUCAACCUUUCAAACAACUUCCUCAUUGGUAGCAUCCCUCCUUCCUUGACUAGCAUGAUAGUACUCGAAUCACUAGAUCUAUCGUGGAACAAACUUGUGGGAGAGAUUCCUCAACAAUUAGCCCGCAUCACAUUUCUUUCAUUUUUCGUUGUCUCUCACAAUCGUCUAUCAGGACCCAUACCACAUGGAUCGCAAUUUGACAUGUUCGGGAGCAGUUCAUUUGCGAUGAAUGAUGGUUUGUGUGGAAGUCCUCUGCCAAAUAAAUGCACAAAUGAUGAUAACACUCCACCACCACCAUCUUUCAGAGUAGAUAAUGAAGAAGAGUGUCUAUUCGACUUGGAUCGAAGAAUCGUGUUGGUUGGAGUUGGAGUCGGGUUUUUGGUCGGUAUUGUGCUAGAGAACUUGAUCAUUGACGAGAAGAGUAGGCGGUUCUUGCACUACUCCAAGAAAAUGGCAAAUGGAUGGAAAAGGUGA